AUGGCUAAGUCAAUGGUGCAUGAUAAGAUAACCGGAAGGGGAAAAGAAAGCAGCUCACGGACGAGCACGGGUACUUUUAUUAGAAGAGGACAUGACAAAAUCGUGGAAGAGAUUGAGAAUCGGAUCUCAGAAUUCACCUUCAUUCCCGUAGAGAAUGGUGAAGCGCUUCAGGUUAUCCAUUACGGAGUUGGGCAGAAAUUUGAGCCUCACUUUGACGGAAUGCAAAGAAUUGCUACGUUUCUUAUGUACCUCUCGGACGUUGAAGAAGGCGGGGAAACAGUUUUCCCUUCUGCGAAAGGAAACAUUAGUAAAGGAGGACUCUCUGUUUCACCAAAGAAGAGAGACGCUUUACUCUUCUGGAGCAUGAGGCCUGACGGGUCUCAAGACCCUUGUAGCAAGCAUGGUGGUAGUCCAGUGCUCAAAGGAAACAAGUGGGCAUCGACUAAAUGGUUACACUUUCAAGAGCACAAGUUUAAUACUAUUAUAAGAUAG
Molecule: messenger RNA, 492 nt
Organism: Thlaspi arvense
Lineage: Eukaryota; Viridiplantae; Streptophyta; Magnoliopsida; Brassicales; Brassicaceae
Source: the annotation of a GenBank genome assembly